Heterocephalus glaber (naked mole-rat) is the source of this 1757-nucleotide messenger RNA. RefSeq names its product keratin 15 (gene Krt15). Gene Ontology annotation, molecular function: structural molecule activity. Gene Ontology annotation, cellular component: cytoskeleton. Lineage: Eukaryota; Metazoa; Chordata; Mammalia; Rodentia; Bathyergidae. The record is from RefSeq and is a predicted model, not a curated record. Gene Ontology annotation, biological process: intermediate filament organization; epithelial cell differentiation.
CGCCCACAGCCCCUCGGAGGGGUACUUAAGGAGCCCCAGGCCGGGGCGAGGCUGCUGCGCUCGGUUCGCCCAGUGCACCUCCUGCUUGUGUCUCUCUCGUGCUUGAGGAAGACCCACUGCUCUGCUGCCUGGCCAUGGCCACCACAUUUCUGCAGACUUCUUCCUGCACCUUCGGGGGCGGCUCUGCCCGAGGGGGCUCCCUCCGGGCCGGGGGAGGCGGCUUUGGUGGGGGGAGCCUGUAUGGCGGAGGUGGAAGCCGCAGUAUUUCGGCUUCUUCUGCUAGGUUCAUGUCGGGGUCCGGAGAAGGCUACAGGGGCAGCAUGAGCUGCGGCUUUGGUGGUGGGGCGGGUGGCGGUUUUAGCGGAGGCCUCGGAGGCGGCUUCGGAGGUGGCUUGGGUGGGGUUUUUUUUGGCGGGGGCGAUGGCGGCCUCCUCUCUGGGAACGAGAAGGUGACCAUGCAGAACCUCAACAACCGCCUGGCCUCCUACCUGGACAAGGUGCAUGCGCUGGAGGAGGCCAACGCCGACCUGGAGGUGAAGAUCCGCGACUGGUACCAGAGGCAGAGCCCGGCCAGCCCGGAGCGGGACUACAGCCGCUACUUCAAGGAAAUCGAAGGGCUCCGGGACCAGAUCCUGGCCGGUGACAUGGACAACUCCCAGGUCAUCCUGGAGAUCGACAACGCCAGGCUGGCCGCUGACGACUUCAGACUCAAGUAUGAGAAUGAGCUGUCCCUGCGCCAGACGGUGGAGGCCGACAUCAACGGGCUGCGCAGGGUGCUGGACGAGCUGACCCUGGCCAAGACCGACCUGGAGAUGCAGAUCGAGGGCCUGAACGAGGAGCUGGCCUACCUGAAGAGGAACCACGAGGAGGAGAUGAAGGAGUUCAGUAGCCAGCUGGCCGGCCAGGUCAACGUGGAGAUGGACGCGGCCCCGGGCGUGGACCUGACCCGCAUGCUGGCCGAGAUGAGGGAGCAGUACGAGGCCAUAGCGGAGAAGAACCGCAGGGACGCCGAGGCCUGGUUCUUCAGCAAGACCGAGGAGCUGAACAAGGAGGUGGCCUCCAACACGGAGAUGAUCCAGAGCAGCAAGACGGAGAUCACGGAGCUGCGGCGCACGCUGCAGGGGCUGGAGAUUGAGCUGCAGUCGCAGCUGAGCAUGAAAGCCGGGCUGGAGAGCUCGCUGGCGGAGACCGAGUGCCGCUACGCCACGCAGCUGCAGCAGAUCCAGGGGCUCAUUGGGGGCCUGGAGGAGCAGCUGGCCCAGCUACGCUGUGAGAUGGAGGCGCAGAACCAGGAGUACAAGAUGCUGCUGGACAUCAAGACGCGGCUGGAGCAGGAGAUUGCCACCUACCGCCGCCUGCUGGAGGGCCAGGACGCCAAGAUGGCUGGCAUUGGCACCCGGGAAGCUGCCCUGGGAGGCGGUGGCAGCAGCAAUUUCCGCAUCAAAGUUGAGGAAUCGGUGGAUGGCAAGGUGGUUUCCUCCCACAAGAGAGAUGUCUAAGCACCGGGCACAGGAGGCCCGGCCACUGCCAGCCUGGUCCCCAUUGGCCAGAGGGGCUGGGAAGCAAACUCGUCCCUGUCUUCAGAGAGCAGCCGGCUGAUGCGGGUCCCUGGGUUCCCUGGUUGAUGGCUUUCCGUGUUCUCUGCCCUCCCAGUCUCCCCACUGCCUUUGGGGUGCAAGAAGCAGCCGUCUUGGGUCGUGGCUCAUGUGUGCCAUGCCUGCUCCCACAAUAGAGAUUUGCUUUUCCUUUUGCAAAUG